Molecule: messenger RNA, 899 nt
Organism: Mus musculus (house mouse)
Lineage: Eukaryota; Metazoa; Chordata; Mammalia; Rodentia; Muridae
Product: cDNA sequence BC061237
Exons: 5
Coding region: 61-615 (184 amino acids)
Source: RefSeq, marked predicted
AGUGAUGUCACCAGUGUUGUGGUAACAAGAGUUGCCUGUGAGGUAUUCCAUCAGAUCCUAAUGGGUUCCCAAGCAGGGUCAUUUAGGAAGGCAUCACCCCAAACUCCCAACAUCAAUGAGAACGAGAAAAGAAUCAAGAGGUUGGAGAAGCUCAAAAGAGAUCUCCAGAACAUUAAAAAUGAGAGAGACGAACUCCAGGGAAUCCUGGCCAAGUACAAGGAUUUGAAUGACAGGAUCAACUUUGAGACAUUCAUGCUUGAGAUGCAACAUAACCAGGUGAUGACUGACCUGAAGAGAAUGCCCCAGGACAUCAGUGAGGCCUUGUACAAGUACAAGCAGUUGACCACAGAAAAUCAGUUCUACUGCUGCAGGAACUGCCACCUCCUGAUUGAAUCUAAGCUCAUCCAGCACAAAGUCAGGAUAUUGUGGAAGGAGAACAGACAGCUGCUAAGGGAGCAGAUUGCAUCGGAAGAAUGCAACAUAAAAACAAAAAUACUAUGUAAAGAAGGCAGCCAGAAGAUCAAAGACAAAUAUAGCAGGCAAUCAGCAGGAAAACAAAUAAUUGUGGUUCCUGGAAGUAAGGCGGAGGCUGCUAUGUCAAAUCCAUGUGCCUGAGAGUCAAAAAGGCUGGCUAAGGCUUUGUGUUCCUUCUCUGCACUUGGUGAAUAGUGAUUGCCCACUGGAAGAGCAACAACAGGACCAAAAACAACAACUUAAAUAAUGGACUUUUUGUGAAUCUAAGGGGAAUGUCUCUCUUAAAAAGAAAAAAAAUGUCUUCUUAUAAUGGAACUGAAUAUGUCUGCUAUGUAUUAGUCAGUUUGUUUCACUAGCAUUAGAAAGGUAUGAGGAAGAAUUUAUUAACAUCUCAUCACCAAUAAAAAUUAAGGUUUUAAAAGUUA